This is a messenger RNA of Fusarium oxysporum Fo47, 1161 nucleotides long. RefSeq names its product Smr domain-containing protein. The transcript is spliced from 3 exons. Bases 135 to 839 code for a protein of 234 amino acids. The record is from RefSeq and is a predicted model, not a curated record. Lineage: Eukaryota; Fungi; Ascomycota; Sordariomycetes; Hypocreales; Nectriaceae.
CGCCAGCUCAACACCAGAGCCCAAGCUUCAACUUCUCACCGACGGAGCCCAGAACAACGGGAACGGCGAAAAAAGUCCUUGCCUUGGGUAGAAAGAACGGCAACGGUUGGAAUUGGACUAUUCAGACUUAAAAAAUGUCUAUUCCUAUGCAUCGACUGGGCGGUCGCGCCUUUGCUCACGACGAUGACGAUAUCGAACAAGAGUACGACCGAUUGAGAGACUUGGCGCGAGCCGAGGCGGAGAAGCGCAACGAUUGCUUCGCGCGUUCGCGUCAGGCAUAUGAAGAUGGCGAUGGUGCUGGAGCAAAGGAGCUCUCCAAUCAGGGCAAGGCACAUGCUGCCCGUAUGGAUGAUUACAACCAGCAAGCAGCCGAUUUCAUCUUCCGUGAGAACAACGCCUCUGGUCGCGUAGAGGCGGACUCGAUCGAUCUUCAUGGUCUAUACGUCGAGGAGGCUGAGAGAAUUCUUGAGGAGCGCAUUCGUGCAGACCAGCGCAAUGGACAAACACAUCUCUAUGCCAUCGUCGGCAAGGGACACCACUCAGCUGGUGGUGUCCAGAAGCUCAAGCCUAAGGUCGAGGAGCUGUGCCAAGAACUUGGUCUCCGGUACGAGACCGAUGAGGACAACACUGGGCGAAUUAUCAUCAACCUCCAGGGCGGAGAACCUGUCCCUCCCUCGCACUCUGGUGGUUACGGUGGUCACCAUGGUGGGCAGCAGCAUCACCAACCUCAGCAUCAUCAGCCUCAGCACCAUCAGCAGGAACAGCAGAACGACGACGUCGGACAGGUGCUGCCUUGGAUUCUGAAGAAGUUGGAGAAAGCCUGUUGUGUGGUCAUGUAAACCUUGGAUAUACUCUUCUGAGUUGCCAUUCGUGGAAAGCUUCUUUGGACUGCUUCUUUAACGCAUUUAUACCCUGAUCGUGUGGGGUUGGAGAGAUUGUGGCCUUCUGAAAUCCUUGUUUGUGAUUACUUUAUCUUGUCAAGCAUUCUGGAAAGGCUAGGUGAUUUAGAUGAAAGACAUGCGGAACGUUCACGUUAAGAAUUGAAUUGAUGGAGAUAUGUAUCAAGUCUUUAUUUGCUCGCUAGACAUAGGAAAGCUGUAUUGUAUGUAGAUCAAGGCUCCUCUAUACCCAAAUGUAUCUGUGGAAUCGAACGCUUUAACA